CUCCCCCCUUUGGCUCGGCCGCCCGCCGCUUUGUUCCGGGCGCGCGGAGGGAAGGCGAAGCUGCGGCGGAUCAUGCCCAUGGUGUAGCCGCGAAGCGGAGGCAUGGCUGCCGGAAGGUUACUGCUCUACACGGGCCUCUCGCUAGCGCUCUGCGCCCUCGGCAUGCUGGCCGUGGCCAUCUGCUCGGACCACUGGUACGAGACGGACGCCAGGAAGCACAGGGACAGGUGCAAGGCCUUCAACACCCGCCGGAUCGAUCCUGGCUUCAUUUACAACAACAACAACAACUUGCCGCUCCGAGCGAGCCGCUCGCGCCUGGACCGCUGGGAGGGCAAACUCCUCCGGGCCCGGAAUCGCAGGCAGCUCUUCGCCAUGAGCCCCAUUGACGAAUGCAGCCGGCAGUACAACUCCACCAACAUGGGCCUCUGGAGAAAGUGCCACCGGCAGGGCUUCGACCCCGAGAUCGCCGCUCUCAUUCGGAAAGGAGAAAUUGAGCGAUGCACAUACAUCAAAUACCACUACUCCUCAGCCACCAUCCCAAGGAACCUCACUUUCAACAUCACGAAGACCAUCCGCCAGGAUGAGUGGCAUGCCCUGCACCUGCGUAGGAUGACAGCCGGCUUCAUGGGCAUGGCGGUGGCCAUCAUCCUCUUCGGCUGGAUCAUCGGCGUGCUAGGCUGCUGCUGGGACCGAGGCCUUAUGCAGUAUGUGGCCGGGCUUCUCUUCCUCAUGGGAGGAACCUUCUGCAUCAUAUCACUGUGCACCUGUGUGGCCGGGAUCAACUUUGAGCUGUCACGCUACCCUCGCUACCUGUAUGGACUCCCCGAUGACAUCAGCCAUGGCUAUGGAUGGUCCAUGUUCUGUGCGUGGGGGGGCCUGGGCCUCACACUCAUCUCGGGGUUCUUCUGUACCUUGGCCCCUUCUGUCCAACCUGUCCCGAGGACCAACUGCCCUAAAUCCAGACCCGAGAAUGGGACAGUGUGCUAAAAAACAAACCCAUACACAUAUAUAUAUAUAAAUAUAUAUAUAAUAUACAUAUAUAAAACAAAGCUAAAUCCCGAUGAGGCCAGUGCCAAGGCAGAGUGGAGGUGGCUCAGGCACCGCAUCUCGUCGGACGUUGUGUGUGUUGCCUCAUCGCCGAGAUGGGGAAGGCGUUCCCACCACGUGGCUCUUCCAUCAAUUCUUAACUUUUGGUUCCAUGUUCCCUGGAGACAGAGUGAACAUCACCACUCGAGACAGCAUCCCAAUCCCCGUCUCUCAUGAGGAUGGGGUGGUGGGCUGGGCAGGGACAGUGCCAGGGGGCUGGAGAGACACCGAUAUAGGGAAGGAAGUGCCACCCACCAGGCCAGUCACCCCCACACUGAUCAUAUCACAGAGAAGCAACACCCUUAUUCACAGAAUGUCACCAAACCUUCAAGGCUGUGGCAGAACCACUCCUCCUGCUCUUCCUGUCCUGGUUCCCUCUGGCCCACCAGUGACACAUCAGAAGUGGAGGAGAGAACAAAGCAAGAAGGGAGUUUUCUCUUUGCUGCCAAACUUUUGGACAAAGUUCUAGAGGUGGGAAGGGGGAGAGAACAACCUGCUGAGAGGCAAGAUCUGCAUCAAUGAAAGGACACUUCAGCGGAUGCUCAGAAAACCCAGUCUUACCUUCCAGCUGCCUUACACCGCGUUCAAUAAGAGGCCGCCUUGCCCCGACCCCACCUGCACUCCCUGGGCAGCCGGAGCCUUGGAGUGAUGCUGUGAUGUGUGUGUGUGUGUGUGUGUGUGUGUGUGUGUGUGUGUGUGAGAAACUACUUUGGGUGGUUCCCUUUCUUCCUUUUCACCUUUUAAAAUGGAAAUACUGCAUUCUGACUGUUGUCUCUCUGUCCAUUGGGAUGGUUUCAGGGCCCAGCAUGGAGGCCCAGAGGCCAGGAAGACAAUGAGGGGCAGGCCCAAGUGGGUGCCAGUUCUGCAGCUUCUGGUCCCUAGAGUGUGUGUGCGGUGGAUGUUUGCUGAGUGCGGGUUUUAUCGUGUGUGUUGCAUUUUUCUAUUAUUUUUAGUGCAGCUGAAAUUCCCAGAGGGCAGAACCGAGAACACCACCACUGGGCCGAGGACCCUGUGUGUCUUCACAGCCCGGUUCUUGGACACCCCAGGCUCUAGUCCCCUCAUUUCAGAAGUUCACCACUCAGCUGGUCACAAGAGCUAUGAGCAAAGAGGGGGACACAGUUCGAGAGGGAGGAGGAAUGUGCCCUCCGCUGCUGUUGCACAAGUCUGUCCACCAAACAAGACCGUUUGCUCCCCAGCCAGGGAGCUGUCCUUCGUCACUGGACAUCUACCACUUCCCUCACGGCGACUUCUGUACAGAUGAAAGCAAAUGGGUCACGUGGCAGGGAGAGCACCUCCAUGUCCCACGUGCUCCAGUUUGUAUGAUAUUGUGUAAAUUAAUGGAGAACUCUUGACUCUUCCCAACCUUUUCCUUUCCCUCUUGAUAGUCAAGGCCAUGAAUCCCCACAUAGCUGUCAUGGUGGCCAGCACCCAAGCAGAGGUGGCCUAAAUCCAGCCGGUGUCUCAGGCUCACUUGAGCCCAUUGGCAUACUGCAGAUGAUGGGCUACAAAGUCAGCUGUAGGGGCAGGUGUCUGCCAGAUGGAGUGGGUAGGAGCAGCUGGCAGCCUCCUCAGUGACCCUGCUGGGGCGGAGCAGCUCUGGGGAGUCCAGGAGAGUGUCCCCGAGCUCUGCAGCCGUGGGUCAGCUAUGCAGCUGAGAAUUCAGUUGCUUCAGAAAUAAAUAUGCUUUGGGAACUUUGCCAACCACUGAGCAGCCUUCCUUCCCACCCAGGCCCUCUGUUUCAUCUAUCUUCCUCCACCUUUUCUCACCUACUAAUCACUUAGCAUCUGCCUCUCCCAUCCGCCAGGCUGCUAGUCUUGCCUGUCUCCUCAUCUGCUCUUUCUGACUGUGUGUGUGUGUAACUCACAUCCGGAUAGGACAUGUGGUGUGCAUGGAUGGGCCUGAACGUGGGUCUCUGGAUGUGUGUAUCCCUCUGGUGCAUUUGUGUAUGUUUGUGCCAAUAUGUACCUGACACAGGUGUGGGUGUGCUCUUCAAACUUCCUUGCCAGCAACACUGAUCAGCUUCUGCAAAAGGUCCUGGGUGUGAGUGCCCUGUGCAUGGGCGUGUUGGGCAAUGAGGGGUGAGGGGUGUAGCGGGAAAUGCUGUUAAUUUCCAACUCAGCUUCUAAGGAUUAUUUCUAAAACAGAGGAUUUGUUCUAUAAGAAGGGAAAUAAUUUUCAGGAAAAUUCAGCUUUCAAUUGUACAGAAAAUUGUUUAAAUUUUUUCUUUGAAAAGUUGUAUUUCCCUCUUAAGGGGAAGGGCAUACUUGGGCUUGAGGAAAAGUGAGGAGAAGUAUCUCAGAUUGAGAGGCCAUUGUCUUCCUUCCAAGUGUCUUGAAUGGGCUCCGCCGAGCAGGGAAUGAAUGACAGGUAUCCAUGAGUGUCCAUUUGGGGCAGGUGGCUUUUGUGUGACCCGACCCAAGUUCCAGAUGUUUUCUAGUUGCAGGAAAUCGGGGAAAGAACCCAAAAGGGGCAAUUUUCUAUCAAUCAUUUAAACUUUUCUUUAGUAACCAUGUUUGAGGAUGCUGCCUCACAGACCCAUCACUAUGUAUACCCUCCUUUUUUUAUGCCAUGCUUGCCGAAACUAGAUCACCCACUCUCUCAAGUACUAAUCUUUAUGAGAGACCAUUAACACAGCUUACUACCUCCUUCUGAAACCUUCCUGAAAUGUUAGGAGGACUCCUGGGAAAAAAGAACCAUCUGGGCUCAAGUUACCAGCAGCAGCGUAGGAGCUUUGAGCUGCUGUUUUGGUGAUGGGGCCAGAUAGGUACAGACACACACACACUCUGAGGUCUGAUCCUGCUUGGGGCCCAGAAAGUGCCCAGCCAUGUGGCCAGGAUCAAAGCCUUGCACAGAUAGCAGGUCCUGGCCAAUGGGAGAACUUCCCAGUUGACCAGCAUGGAAGCUUGAGUCCAGAUUAAAACAUGCUGCUCCAAGCAGUUGCUGAAGCUUCGUGGUGUGAGGUGGCUGAGGAAGAAGAGAAGGAAGAAAGGGAGGAGAAAGAAGGGGGCACCUUGACCGUAAGACUCUUUAAGUCAGAUUCUGCUAACUCCAUAUCAAUGCAGAACCCAACCUUCUGAGGGAUUUAGGGUCCACAACUUCACUAAAGCCCCAGCCCCCAGUCCAGGUCAAGUUCAUAUUCCUCACACGUGUGCAUGCAAGGCCUAUGACCUUGUGUGUGUUUUGAGCUCCAUGCACAUCAACCUGGAGCAUGGGGGCCACUUCAGCUUUUAUUUUCUUCCUUACCCUAUGAGUUUGAGGGGUCAAGAAAGUGGGGUGUCUGCCUGGAAAGAGGUCCUAUUUCUUUCUCUCCCCAUUUUGGCAGUUAUGGUUCCUUUUAUUUCCUGUUCCUCUCUCCACCCACUGGUACUUUCCUUCUGCAUUAACGUUGGUCAAUUAAAAUAGUUAAGGAAUUUGUCUCUAGAGGGGCUCAUACUCUCCAAGCAGCCCCUUCCUUGUAUGUUGUGGCUCUAGGUUUUAUAAGGAGGUCUGUGGCUCCUGGGCAUCAAAGUACAAAACAUUCUAACAUGUGCUUGUUCCAGCUUUACCCUUAGCCUUUCAACAGCUCUACCCUUUCAGCUUCAGGGAUCAUGAAGUCACCAAGACUCAACAACUCCACCAAAUCAAGACCACACAUCCAUAGGCAGCACCCUGGGCCCUGUGGCCACUUUGGUAUAUUCUCUUGCUGAGGAUAAGGGAAGAAGAUAGUCCAAGGCUCUACAUCUUAAUAUUUAUCCACAGUCAAAGGAGGCCUAGAAUGAAGCCAUCACAUUUUUUUUUGUGUGCUGAGUUAGUGGGAGGAUAUGCUGCUUUGGUCUCCGAAGCUGCCCACCCAAGUCAGAUGCAGAAUAAUGAAAUUGAGUCCAUCACCCAGAGACAUCUAGAAUUGACUCUGUCUCCACCUGGCCUAUUCUGAGAGCACUAAUCAACUGUUUUCAAGUAUCUUGGGAGAAGGAGUGGGAAAAAAUACACUCUGGUCAUCUUUGGUGUGGUUUAGGGGAGAUUCUUGGUUGAUUCUUAUAGCUAAGGUGAAGCCAACUUUCUGAAAGUUGGGACCAGCCACCCCAGAGUACAUAUCUACCCCUUUCCAGGGAAAUAUGAUGAAUCAUCGUGAGAGGUGAUUUCAUCACAGAUAAAACUAUUUGGUGCAUACCAGCCAGGUUGACUUCUGUGCUGUCUUCCAGCUGGUAUACAAUUGAGUAAGGGGGCCAGUGUCUAAACAAGUCUACCUAAGCUGAUGGACACAAACGGUUCUGGUGUCUCUCAAGGCAGUCAACUUGGUGGGCGGUGUUUGCCCUCUUUCUGUUGAUGCUGCCAUGGUGCAAAAUGUUUCCUAAACAUUAUUGUUAGUUCUUAGACUGCAUUAUUAUUGGCUAUUUAAUCUCCCCCACCCACCCCCCAAAUAGUAUUGCUCACUGUAGAAAAUUAUAAAAAUGGAAAGAUUGUUCAUAAUUCCAUUGCUCACAAGGGUCAUAGCCCCAACACAUCCCAGUCAGUGGUUGCCUCUGGUUUGGAAGUUGGGGCUAGGAGGGUAGUCCAUGGUCGCAGAACCACGCUGGUCUGUGUGGAAUUGACCUCGUCUGUGUUCAUAGCAGCAAGAGCACAAGGCUCUGAGCCACCAAAGAUAGCAAAUAGGCCUUUGACAAAGCUCAAUACCAGAGCUUAGUGGCAGGCUUGGAACAGAGCUAAAAGCUCCUACUUUGGGGUGUUUUUUUUUCUUUCUCUCUCUUUCUCUCUUUUUGAGUGCCAUCUCAAUCUAAUUCUAGGUGUAAGAGCACUGAAGCUAGAGUAACUCAGUAAUUAGGCUACACUUGCAUAACUCAGUUACUGUAAACUUCAUUUCAGCUCUGCACUAAAAUGAUUUGUGACUCUGGGCACUGUGUCUUCUCCAUACUUGAAUUUCCUCGUCCACAAAAUGAGGACAGUGAUAACACUUUACCUCAUGGUACAUUAAGGGUGACAAAGACACUGCAAAGUGAUUUGCAAACAUGAGGUGUCACAUAAAUUAUGCACCGUUCGAAUUGCCCUGCGGCAGCAGGGUCCCCGCUUGCUGCUGAAAGGAUAAUGUAGAGUGAGAAGUCAUCUUGGCUGCUUGUCCACGUAAGCACAUGGGAAUUUACUCCAUCAUUCAGGUCCUUCAGAGACAUUGGCUCCCUAAUCAACCCAUUCCUAGGCGUUCUUCCUUUUGCCCAAAGCCAAUUUUGCAAAAGACAUCCUUAAUCCCUCUUGCUUAUGCCCAGAGGUGACAGAAUGAGUAACCCAUAUGGAGCAAACAGCAUAUAUGAGCUAAAACAGCGAACUGUUAACCAAGGCACAGGUCAAUGCCUUGUUUUCUUCUUUACUAUCCUCCUAACGUUACUUCUAGCUGUACAUGCCUUUGUGGUGGGAGAAGACCAGAUUCUAAAACAUUUUAACGAUCUGUUCAGUUUAAGAUUGGGAACAAGGUUAAGGAACUGGGGUCUCUCUCUCUUGUCAGUUGGUGGAGCUGAAGGCAUCAGCAGAAGCGCAUGGGUUCUUAUAGGAAUUCCUUUGGGUGGUGCCUCCACUGGGGAGUCUCUGGGUAGAAUCUGGAAAAACUGAACCUUAGGUUCUACACAAGGAAAGAAUGAAUUUCCGGGAGGGUUUGUAAACUCUGCUUUGCAGGCAAUAAGGUUUUGGUGUUAUUGUGAGACGUUCUCUAAGAGAUGGCCAUGUCAUUGCUCCCUAGAUGGAUGGAGCCCCACCAGGAAGGGGAUGGAGCCCCACCAACUAUAGCGGGUGUUUGUUCACUAUUGAGAACCAGAGAGCUGGGUGUGAGCUUGGGGGUGGCACGGCAGGAGCUCACACCUGGCCUCCCUUUGACAGACACCGACCUCAGCCAUCGCAACUCCUCUUCAUUUCCAGGGCCUGGGUGUUGCUCCUUGGGGAACCCUGUGUCCCUGUGUCCUCUCCUGCCUCCCAUGUCUCCCUCUGGUUAAGCCUCUCCCUUCCUUUCCUGGUCACCUGUAGGCCCUCUCCAGCCUGGAUGGAUCAGGGUGUCUGUGUUGUGAAUGGGAUGAUGCCUUUCUCGUGGAGAGCUCUCACUAACUCAUUCUCAUACUCCUGUCCUGUUUCCACCCCUGGUGGGUCUGCUUUGCUAUUCAAGACUAUCUGUAAAAAUGUACAAAUAAAAGUGGAAAUUUAACAUAAGGGGGAGGGGCUUGAGACUAAACGAAUGCAUUGAUGUAGUCCUCCGUUUUCUGAGGACUUGUGUGGCUGUCCCAGAAUCCUGACUGGGUGGGGAUAGAAGGGAGGGAAGCCAUGGGCAUAGGACUUUUUUCUGGUCGUUUCUCUGACGGUCCCUAGCGUCUGCUCGUAACUCUCUGUUCCAAAGGGUUUUGCCUUUAAAGUAAACUGUAUUUUCCAAAAGUGAAAGCAAGUCCAUAAGGUCCUAAGUGUGAAGGUGACCGUGAAGAUCAGCACAGAGACCUGAUCCUGGGGUCCCACGAGCAGCUUUGUCGCGGGCUUGCUCGAGGCCUCAGGCACGUCUUGUUACCUCACCACGUCUCCGUGUCCUCCCAGCCAAACGGGGAGCAGGGGGGCUCCUGGGCACCAAGUCUCCUUGGCCAUCCUGCCGUUCAUUUUAGAGAGGCCUCGAGCCCACACAGGUGCGUGCUUACGUCACGGAGGUACCUGUGGAGAGUUCCUCCCUGCUGCUCUCGCCUCACUUCCGGUCCUCGGAAGGUAACCUCAAGUUCACGGACAGCUUGCGCUCAGAGUCCAAAGCCUUCGAUCUACCUUUCAUUCUCAGAUGCCUUCCCCCCGACUUUGACCAUUUCAUUUACUCUUGUUACGGACAGAGCUUUGCUGUGCUGGGGUAGGAGGAAGACUGUCAAAGGACAUGAUGCAUGUGAAUUGCUUUGUAAUCUGUGACUCACCACACAGACCUGGCUUGUGGUGUCAGGAGUGGGGGUCUGGCUAAGGGAUGCUGCCAAAUCAGAACGAAGAAAUCCCAGGCAGGUGGUGGGGUCAAGGCAGUGGGCCGCAGAGGGGGGUGGCGGUGGGAUUAAGAUUAAAAAAGAACCUUUUGAAGGGAAAAUGGCAGGAUCACAGAGCAUCCUCAGCAUGGCAGCAGAGAAGGAACCCCAAAAGGCAGGAAGGGCACCCUGAAGUAC
Myotis brandtii (Brandt's bat) is the source of this 8217-nucleotide messenger RNA. It is a transcript of the gene TMEM178B, whose product is annotated as transmembrane protein 178B. NCBI's taxonomy places the organism in Eukaryota, Metazoa, Chordata, Mammalia, Chiroptera, Vespertilionidae. The record is from RefSeq and is a predicted model, not a curated record. The transcript has 4 exons. Gene Ontology annotation, cellular component: membrane. Bases 103 to 987 code for a protein of 294 amino acids.